Molecule: messenger RNA, 1167 nt
Organism: Coffea eugenioides
Lineage: Eukaryota; Viridiplantae; Streptophyta; Magnoliopsida; Gentianales; Rubiaceae
Exons: 2
Coding region: 1-1167 (388 amino acids)
Molecular function (GO): RNA-DNA hybrid ribonuclease activity; nucleic acid binding
Source: RefSeq, a predicted model, not a curated record
AUGGACAUUUUUCAUGAACAUGUGGUAGCAGAUUUUGUCUCUCAGGCACAAUGGAAUAGGUGGCUCCUUAAUCAGGUUCUUGGGCCUGAGUUGGUUCGGCAAGUGGUGAAGGUCCCUCCUCCAUCCGCUCGUAGUUCUGAUAGGAUGGUGUGGGCUUUGACGCAGGACGGCUCGUUAACGGUCUCUUCGGCUUACUCGCUUGUUUCGCAGGCUUCUAAUUAUUUGGGGUACAGGGUCCGUCUAAGUGUCAUUGUUGUUCUGAACCGGCAGAGGAGGAGGUUAAUCACAUUUUUUACAAGGGAUUUGAAUAAGGCAGUUUGGAGUAGAUUUGAGGUUGGCCUAGGAGAUUGGACAAUGGUUUCCAUGCUGAGACACAUGGUGUUACGGUGGUGGUUGCGCAAAGGGCACAACGUGUACCUCAAGUUUGUUUAUCAUAUGUUACCUAUGCUUGUUUGCUGGGAGUUAUGGAAGGUGAGAAACAAGGGAAUUUUUUAUGGAAGGAAGGUGGGGUGGACGGAGGUGGCAGACCAGGUAUUUCAACAGCUGUGUGAUUUACUUCAUUGUAGUUUUCCGGAGAUAGCAUGUUGUUUUGUCUCUUGGGAUGUUCUUCACGCUUCAUUGGUUGGUCUGAAAAGAAGGGUUUCCAUUUUGCCGAUCUCAUGGUCGGUUCCUAGGACAGGAUUUAAGUUGAAUUCGGAUGGCUGUGCUAGGGGGAACCCGAGUGUGAGUGGGGGUGGGGGAGUUGUGCGUGAUUGGGAAGGAAGAUUCAUCGUCGGUUAUUCCUGUUUUUUUGGGUCCUUGACCAGUUUACACGCGGAGCUCAAGGCCAUGCUCUUUGGGGUGCGGCUAUGUGUUGCUCGAGGCUUCCAAGAGUUGCAUGUCGAGUCCGACUCAUUUGUCUUGGUGCAGAUAUUGCAAGGGACACAUGGUUGCCCUUGGAGGCUGCAACGGGUGGUGGAUGAAUUGCUCAGUGUCAAGCAGCAUUUCCAUGAGAUAACCCAUUGUUGUAAAGAGGCGAACAAGUCCGCUGAUUAUCUAGCUAACUUGGGUGCAAAUACGGAGCAAGAUGGUGUUUUUGAUGACUUUCGUGCUUUGCCGGUUACUGUCCGUGGGGAGAUUACCAUGGAUAGGUUAGGUUUCCCUAAUUUUCGUAGAAAGCUGCUUUAG